AUGGGAAAGAAGAUUAUUAUCGAUACUGACCCGGGCAUUGACGAUGUCCUCGGUCUCCUGCUGGCGCUCUCCGCCACGCCUGAGGAGGUUGAGGUUCUGCUCAUCUCGUUGACCUUUGGAAACAUCGAAGUGAAGAAUUGCCUCCGCAAUGCCGUCUCAAUGUUCCACAUCCUUGAGCAGGAGAUGCAGUGGCGCCGCGAGAAAGGCCGACCUGAGGGUUUUGGCGCCUUGAGCGCUUACCGUCCUAUUAUCGCCGUCGGUGCUGAGAACCCUCUCGAAAAUCAGAAGAUGCUGGCUGAUUACUUCCAUGGUACCGAUGGACUUGGUGGUAUCCAUGCUAGUCACCCACAUCUCACACCGACUGAGGCCUGGGAACAUCUAUUCCAUACGACCGUGGACCAAGAAGGCAUUCCAGCAGUCGUAACCUCCGAUAGCGAGCGCGCCUUCACGCCCUCCAAGCUGCCAGCACACAAGGAGAUUCUCCGUGCCCUCCGUGACAAUGAGCCCGACUCCGUGACCCUAGUCGCAGUCGGUCCACUGACCAACCUGGCUCUAGCCGCAGCAGAAGACCCCGAAACCUUUCUCCGAGUAAAGGAAGUAGUAGUAAUGGGCGGCGCAAUCAACCAACCAGGAAACGUAACCCCGAUGGGCGAAUUCAACGCCUACGCAGACGCAGUUGCUGCCGCUCGAGUCUUCGCCCUGACAUCGCCAAACCCAAAUACAACAGUGCCGCCAACUAAGAGCGACAAGCUACCACCCUACCCAACCAAGCUCAGUCGCCAACUCACACUGCGUCUGUUCCCUCUGGAUAUCACGCUCCGUCAUAACCUCUCCCGCGGCCAGUUCCGCGAAGCUAUUACCCCCCUCUUGGCGGGUGGAUCCCCGCUCGCUGAAUGGGUUGACGCUUUCAUGGGCCAUACCUUCAAAACCCUUGAGCGUCUGCACCCUGGCCAUGAAGGUGAUGAUGCUCAAUUGAGUCUGCAUGACCCUGUUUGCAUUUGGUAUGCCAUUACCGCUGAAGAUCCUAAGUGGCUUCCAUCUGAGAACUCGCCUGAGGAUAUUCGCAUUGAUACGCUUGGUCAGUGGACUCGCGGUAUGUGUGUUAUUGAUCGUCGGAACCGGCACCGGAUCGAAGGUGAAGAGGAGAGUUCCAGUGAUCAUGGACUUUGGUUGAGUGGCAGUGCUGGAAACCGUAUCUGGCGGAUGGAUGGAUCGCCUGCUGAGGAUAACUUUGGUGAAAUCCUUAUUAAGAGAGUGUUUGGUUAG
This is a messenger RNA of Penicillium antarcticum, 1266 nucleotides long. RefSeq names its product putative nucleoside hydrolase. Gene Ontology annotation, biological process: purine nucleoside catabolic process. Lineage: Eukaryota; Fungi; Ascomycota; Eurotiomycetes; Eurotiales; Aspergillaceae. Gene Ontology annotation, cellular component: cytosol. The record is from RefSeq and is a predicted model, not a curated record. Gene Ontology annotation, molecular function: purine nucleosidase activity. The coding region runs from base 1 to 1266 and encodes 421 amino acids. The transcript is spliced from 5 exons.